UUAGUCAAGCUGGAUCUAGACGAAAGUGCAGCGAUUGUCGCUUUCAGUGUGUUUUACAAUGUUUUAUGUUCAUUCAAAGGUAAAAUGUGACUCAAGUUAUUAGCGUUGUGAUUCCUUUACAUCCGGCGUGUGUUUAAUUACAAGACGAAAAGUAAUCAUCGUGCUUUUAGGGAGUUAGCUUGAAUUUGAAUUACUGCUAACUUUAUGUUGACUUUCCGCCUUUUUUAUGUCGAUGAACAAGAUGAGAAAUAAAUGGCGACAUUUUCUUUCGUUUAACGUUUAAAUUCCCACAACUCUCUGCUUUCAAGCUCUUACGUGUGCACUUUAGCUUUCGUUUAGGUAAACUAGGCGUUGAACAUGUCAAAAAGAAGAAGUGGCCCUGUCACUGAAAACCCAAACAAACGAGUCAGAGCUGAAGAGGUCGACGAGGAGGAUGAGGAUGGAAACACUGCAGCUUCACUACAACAGGUCCAUUCCGGUGGUGAUGUCUUGAGUGACACAGGCAUUGUGAAGAGCAUCACAUUAAAGAACUUCAUGUGCCACUCCCUCCUUGGCCCCUUCGCAUUUGGUUCCAAUGUCAACUUUGUUGUUGGUAACAAUGGAAGUGGAAAGAGUGCCAUUCUGACAGCUCUCAUAGUUGCUUUGGGAGGGAAUGCACAGACUACAAACAGAGGAUUAUCCCUGAAGGGUUUUGUGAAGGAAGGAGAGAGUUCAGCCGAUGUGUCAAUAACCCUGCACAAUAAAGGACGAGAUGCUUACAGGCCUGAAGUGUAUGGUCAAGUCAUCACUGUUGAUUUGAGAAUAACCCGUGACGGGUUAAGAACCUACAAACUGAGGGGAAAAUCAGGUCAAGUGAUCUCAACCAAAAAAGAAGAGCUCCUGUCAAUUCUGGAUAGUUUUAAUAUUCAGGUUAACAAUCCGGUGUCAGUUCUCACCCAGGAGAUGAGCAAACACUUCCUGCACUCCAAAGGAGAGGGGGACAAAUAUAAGUUUUUUAUGAAAGCUACCCAGUUGGAGCAGAUGAGAGAAGACUUCAUCCACAUCAAAUCAACUAAGAACGUCACGGAGGAGAAAGUGGAGCAGUACAGUGAAUGCUUGAAAGAUCUGAAGCGGAAGUAUCUGGAGAAAGAGGACCGCUACAAGAGCCUGGGGUCCAUGGAUGAAAUGCACACUAAACUGGAGGAACUGCAGAAGCAGAUGGCCUGGGCCCUGGUGUCUGAGAUGGAGACAGAGCUGCAGCCACUGAAGGAUAAACUGCAGUCCGACAGACGAGCUACAGGGAAAUAUGACGAGAAGGUGGAAGAAUGGAAGAAUAAGGUAGCAGAGGCUGAGAGGAGGAACAAGGAGGUCCAGGAACAGUUGGAAGGUAUCACAAAGCAGGUCCAGGAGCUUGUGCCCAAAUGUGGUCAACUGAAGAAGGAAGCCCAGACACGCAGUAGUCUCCACAAGUCAAGUGAGGUCAAGGUUCACAGAUGUAAGGCUAACCUGAGGGACUUGGAAAAAGACAAGACUCAACUCAUCACAAGAAUAAAUGACCUAAAGCUGAGCAUCAGCCAGAUUGCAGGAGCAGAGAGCCAGGCGAGGAUAGAGCGUAUGCAGCAGAUAGAGUCUGAGAUUGAAAAUCUGAGACACCACAUCGCUACUCAGGGCCAACAGAUUGACCAGUAUCAGAAUGCCUGUAACCGUGGCAAGGAGGAGUACGGAAAGAUGAGGCGAGAGCAAGACGACCUCUUUAAGUCAAUUGAGGCGAACAGAAGACGCCUGCAGACGAUGGAGAGCAGUCGCUCCAAUCGUCUGCGGCGUUUUGGAGAACACAUGCCUGCACUGCUCGACUCUAUAGAAGAAGCUUAUGGAAAGAGCCGGUUCAAACAAAAACCCAGAGGACCUAUCGGUUAUUGCAUUAGGCUGAAGGACCCAGAGCUGGCUCUAGCUGUAGAAGUAUGUCUUAAAAGUCUGCUGCAGGCCUUUAUAUGUGACAACUAUGAGGAUGAGAAGGUGCUGCAGGAGCUGAUGUCCAGGGCCUUCAGAUCAGGUCGCAGGCCCACCAUCAUUACGAGUCAGUUCAUCCUACAUAUCCAUAAUACACGCAUGAGGGCUGUCAACCACCCUGAAUACCCCUCUGUGCUGCAAGCUUUGGAAAUUGAUGAUCCAAUUGUGGCAAACUGCCUGAUUGACCAACGAGGUGUAGAGAGCAUUUUCCUCAUUAAGAAUCGAACGGAGGCUCGCGGCGUGAUGGCGAAUCCUCCUCGUAAUUGUACCCAAGCUUUUUCCGCUGACGGAGAUCAGAUCUUCAGUAAUCGGAGCUACGCUGCAGAUCAAACCAGAGCCAACUACCUUUCUGGAGAUGUUGAGGCAGAGAUCAGACACCUGCAGGGGGAGCUAGAGAACCAAAAAGCUCAGGCAGCUCGCUUCCAGCAACAAAUGAAGAAACUGGAGGAUGAUCAGAGACAAAAUGAUGGGCUGCUACGGCGAGCCGUUGGGGAACAGAGGAACACAAAAGAUAAGGCCACAAAGCUACAAUUGGAGCUGACAGACCUACAGAAUGUGGAAGAGCCCCAGUCAGAAGACCUGCAACCUCUGGAGGAGGAACUUCAGGAGAUUGUCGCAAAGAUCUCAUCCAAACGUGCAGAGUUUGAAGAAGCACGUGCUCACAUGGCUGAGCUCAAGGCCUCGUAUGAGGAGGCAGAACAAGAAUACAGACAGCACAAAGACAGGAUGAGUGCCAUCGCUGAAGAGGCGGAGUCAGUCAAGGAAGAGCUGACCAAGAAUUUCCAGGAGGUGGAUAGAUGCAAGCAUCAUAAAGCACAAUAUGACAACAAACGUAAUGCACAUCUCCAUAACAUCGAUACCCUUGAAGCCAACCUGAAAGCCAAGGAGCAGGAACUUCAGGCGUCUGUGGCCAAGGCCAGUAGCAUCUGCCCAGAGCGCUUGGAAGUACGUCGGACAGCGAAAAGCCUGGACAGUGAGAUAAAUCGGCUGAAGAUAAAGAUCACUACUCAGCAGGACCAACAGGGUGACCGCGAGGAGAUCAUUCGCCAGUACCAUGAGGCGCUGGAGAGCUAUAAGAGCAUGAAUCAGCAAAUCAAGAGCCUCAGAAAAUUCACGGCAAAACUGGACAGUGUGAUGACUCACAGACUGCAGGUUUAUGCUGACCUCAGGAGGCUGCUCUCAGUCCGCUGUAAAUACUACUUCAACAACAUGCUGGGUCAGAGAGGCUACACUGGAAAAAUGAUCUUUGACCAUAAGAGUGAAACCCUCACCAUCUCUGUGCAGCCAGGUCAGGGAGGCCAGGCUGACCUGAAUGACACGCGCUCCCUCUCAGGGGGCGAGCGCUCCUUUUCCACCGUGUGCUUCGUUCUCUCUCUUUGGGCCAUCACAGAGGCGCCUUUCCGCUGCCUUGAUGAGUUCGACGUUUUCAUGGACAUGGUGAACCGGAGGAUCUCGAUGGACAUGAUGUUGAGAGUUGCUGACAGCCAGCGCUAUAGACAGUUCAUAUUCCUCACUCCUCAGAGCAUGAGCUCUCUUCCUGUGAGUGACAUCAUUCACAUCUUGCGUCUGAAAGAUCCAGACCGCGGCCAAAACGUCACCUCGAGCCAAAGAAAUCAAACCGGCGAUGAAGAGUAGGACUGUUGGCUCCGAAAAACAACAACAACAAAAAAAAAACGAGGUAAUGAGGACACAAAAAGGUCCU
Molecule: messenger RNA, 3691 nt
Organism: Thalassophryne amazonica
Lineage: Eukaryota; Metazoa; Chordata; Actinopteri; Batrachoidiformes; Batrachoididae
Product: structural maintenance of chromosomes protein 6-like
Biological process (GO): chromosome organization; double-strand break repair via homologous recombination
Cellular component (GO): nucleus; chromosome; Smc5-Smc6 complex
Molecular function (GO): ATP binding; damaged DNA binding; single-stranded DNA binding
Source: RefSeq, a predicted model, not a curated record